Molecule: messenger RNA, 2433 nt
Organism: Pochonia chlamydosporia 170
Lineage: Eukaryota; Fungi; Ascomycota; Sordariomycetes; Hypocreales; Clavicipitaceae
Product: dynamin family protein
Exons: 4
Coding region: 1-2433 (810 amino acids)
Cellular component (GO): membrane; cytoplasm; microtubule
Molecular function (GO): GTPase activity; GTP binding; microtubule binding
Source: RefSeq, a predicted model, not a curated record
AUGGGCUUCGUGGAGCUUCAAUCCAAAGAUCAUCGCGAUCUGUUGGACAUCAUUGACAACCUUCGCUCUAUUGGCAUCAGCAGCUAUGUCGAUCUUCCGGAAAUCAUCGUGUGCGGAGACCAAUCCGCAGGCAAAAGUUCUGUUCUCGAAGCCAUCUCUGGUAUGUCAUUUCCAACGAAAGAUAACCUUUGUACCCGAUUUGCGACAGAACUGGUUCUGCGCCGACAGGAUACAGUUGCCGUCAAGGUGUCCAUCAAUCCCGGCCCGGAUCGAUCUGCCGACGAAAAAGACCGAUUGAGCAGCUUUGCUGCAGAAAUGGACCUCGACUCACCCGACAUUGGAAGCGUUGUUGAAACGGCCAAAGAUGCAAUGGGUUUGUCUGAUACAAAGGUAUUUAGCACCGACAUCUUGCGUGUCGAGCUUUGCGGACCAACACAACCACACCUCACCAUGGUUGAUCUGCCUGGCCUAUUUCGGGCUGGAAAUCGGGACCAGUCAGUGAAAGAUGCCAAAAUUGUCAGCAAGAUGGUUCGGGGCUAUGUGAAAAGGCCGCGAAGUAUAAUUCUAGCCGUUGUCUCAGCGAAGAGCGAUUUUGCAUUGCAAGAAAUCACGGAACUAGCUCGUGAACUCGACCCUGACGGAAUCCGCACGCUUGGCCUGAUAACUAAGCCAGAUGCUCUCGAUGCGGGUUCCGAUAGCGAGGCAGCGUAUGUACGGCUCGCGAAAAACAAGGACGUGGCUUUCCGUCUUGGCUGGCAUGUCCUCAAGAACAGGGAUUACAAAAUGCGCGAUGCAUCAUCAUCAGAGCGAGAUGAGGCUGAGGCGAAAUUCUUUUCUCAGGGAGUUUGGGCAACUCUGGAUCCUAAUCAUCUUGGUGUUGAGUCGCUGAAACCCAGGCUAAGCAACGUUCUCAAAGAUCAAAUCUUGCACCAGCUUCCAAGCCUUCUUGAAGAUGUUGAUUAUGAAGUUGAAGCUUGCAGGGCAAGAUUAGAACGACUGGGAACUCCGCGCAGCUCGCUGUUGGAGCAACGCAGAUACCUUAUGCAAGUCAGCCGAGAGUUCACCACCCUUAUGAAAGCCGCUGUGGAUGGUGAAUACGGCAACAGGUUCUUCGGCAGCGCCAAGUCUGAAGAUGGGUACAAGAAACGCCUAAGAGCUCGCAUCCAAAACUCUCUCUCUGAUUUUGAGAGAGAUAUGAGACUGAAUGGACAAAGCCAGCGUAUCGUUGAUGACUCCAACGGCGAAAGAGUUGCCCUCUCUGGAAACAGUACUGUGCGGCGAUCGGAAUACCUCGGCGAGGUCAUCGAUCUCAUGAAACGGAGUAGAGCUCGCGAACUUCCCGGGACGUUUAAUCCUCUGAUCGUCAGCGAGCUUUUCGCCGCACAAUGCCAGCCUUGGCAGACUAUCGCAAAGGAUGCGGAAGAAGAAAUCUUGGGGAUAGUUUAUGAGGUUGCCCAGUCUGUCGUUGACUAUGUGGCCGUCGAUGAAACCACCAGGGGAAUAUUCUAUCUCAUCAGCAAGGGCAUUGACGCACUGAAGAGCGAUCUCGGCGUCAAGUGCAAAGAGCUUCUGAAACCACAUAUGGAGGGUCAUCCCAUCACCUACAACCACUACUUGACCGACACGGUGCAGAAAAGGCAGUCUGAAAGAAGACGCCACACCUUGGAGAAGCAGUUCAAGGAACUUGUGGGGCCCCAUAACUUCGAGAACGAAAUACAGAUAGGUAUCUUUCCGUCGAGUUUCUUCCAAUCGCUUGAGAGCCACACCGAGGUUGAUAUGGAACGAUUUGCUGGCGAGUUGGCAAUCGACUACACACUUGCGUAUUACCAGGUGGCUCUCAAGAAAUUCAUCGAUGACGUCGCAGUACUUGCAGUCGAGCAAUGUCUCGUAUUACAUCUUCCCGAUUUAUUCCAUUCCGAAGUAAUUUUGGAUCUGAAAGACGAAGAGGUAUCUCAGUUAGUGGGAGAAAGUGAAGCAACUUCCACGGAGCGAGCCAGGUGCCGGGAAAAGCUCGUCGUUCUGGAGGCUGGUAAAAGUGAACUUAGGCGCCUGGACACUCAUCGGUCUCUGAACAUUGUUUCUCAAUCGGCACAAUCGGACACCCGAAGUGACAGUUACGAAGCUAGCUCUAGACCAUCGAGUGAGGAACGUCUGUCCCCCGCCAGAUCUUCUCGUUCAUCCAUUCGUGUCUUUGAGCCUGAGUUAGAUGCUCCGUCUCCCGCUGCUGCUAAGGUGACGUCCCCGGACGCAGACACGACGCCAGCCGCCAAGGAUGAGGAUGUUCAUUGUUUCAAUGUCCCUGAGGAAGUGUUCUCAGGCUUCAACGCCUUGUCAGCUGAGAAGGAUGAAAAUGACGCCUGGGGAUCCCGGGGCACGAAGAGCAAGAAGAAAAAGAGGGAGGCCAGGGCGUCAAUAUGGAACUGGAAUGUCUAG